AUGGAAUAAAUAUUAGUCCUUAUUCAAUAAUUAUUUGAUCAGAAUGAAUCUAUUCGCACUCAAUCUGAAAUUGAACUCAAUAGAAUAUUUAAAGAUGUUGGAAAUAUUAAAUAAGGUUUUGAGUAAUUACUUCUACCAUAUAGCAAUCAAAAUCUAAAAUUAUAAUAUUUUAUAUUUCUGAAGAAUUUCAUUAUGAAGAAUUAUGAAUACUCUCCUAAUUAUAUUCAAAAAGAAAUUUAGAGUAUUAUCUUAGAAUUCAUAAAUAAAUUUGAUUCUUUUUUUAUUGCAUUUUAUUGCGAUUUAUUAAAUUUUAUUAUUGUAAAAUCCUUACCUUCAUUAGAUAUCAUUUAAUCAAUAAUAAAUCAACCUACAUAUGAUAGUUAUCAUAUUAAAAUAAUUACAGAAAUGAUGAACAAUCCUUACAUAAAAGUUAAAGUAAAACAUACAGAAUAUUAAACAAUUACUAAAAGAAUGAUAGUUUAUUAUAAUUUAAUAGAUAUACAAAAAUUGAAUCUUCUUGUUGAUUUGUACACAUCAUUAAUAUAAUCAAUAUAUAAAUUUGAUGAAACUAUUAAGAGUACAAUAAAUCAUUAAUUUUGUGAAAUCUUGACUUAUCAUUGUCUUGAAUAUAAUCUAUUGAAAAAGUUUGCUAAAGUUAUCAAUAAAUUAAAUAAAAAUGGAUUACCUCCAUAAGAAAUUCAAACAAUGUUAUUUGAUAUAUUGAUGUCAACUUAUAUGUAAAAUGAAAACCAAAGAAUAACUGAUAAAUAUUUAGCAUAUAAAAUAUUGAAAGUUUUUAAAUAAUUAUUAUCUGAUAGAAAAAUUGAAGAUUGGAAAUAAGAAUCAAUUAUAUUUUUUACAAUGAUUAAUUUAAUUAUGUUAGAUUAUGAUUAAUAUGAAAAUCAAUUUAAUAAUAUUGGAGAUGACAGUAAAUAAGAUUAUCUAUUAAUAAAAAUAAGGAGAUUUGGUGCUCAUUUUAUUCAUCAUAUGACUGGAUUUAUUUCAGAAGAUAUUAUGAUUAAAUAACUAUUUCGUUUAAAAGAUUUAAUUAAUGAUGAUUAUUAACAUGAAGAAUUUAAUUGCAUAAAAUUAGAAGCACAUUAUUUUGUAAUAUGUGAGAAUAUUUCUUCAAUUCCUAUGAAUUUAUUUGAUGAGAAAUUCUUUUAAGAAAUAAUAACUAUAAUCUAAACUUCAAAUAAUAUUUACAUACCUUUAAAAAUGCAAAUACUUAAUUUAUUAAGAAAAUUAUUAUAGAAAAAUGUCAUUUAAGAAAAAUAAAUUAAUUUUUUUAUUAAUACUUUAUAAUAAUAAUUGAAUCCAAAUUUAAUUCAAUAUCCUAUGUACAUUUGUAAAAUUGUAAAUAAUCUUAUUUAUUUACAUUCUUUGUAUCCAUCCAAAAAUUUAAUUACACAUUAAACAUAUACUGAUCUCAAAGAUAUAUUUCUAGUCUAAUAAAAACUUAUACAUAAAGAAAAUAUUUUGAUGACUCUUUGUGAAAUAGUAUAAUUAGAAUAAGGAGAUUAUUCUGUUAUUUCAUUAAUUGAAAAUGAAUGGAAAAUAGGAUUAUAAGAAUAACAUCAAUAUAAAUAUAGAUAAAGUAUAUAUAAAUUUAAUUUUAGGAAUGAUAUUAAAUGUUUUUGAGUUCAUUAUCGAAAUUUGGUCAUUAAAUCUUCUAAAUAUUAUAUUUAUUGGUAUAAUUAGAAUAGUUAAAGAUUGUUUAAUUUAGAAUACACAUUUUACUAAAGGUUUAUCUGUUCUUUGUUUACUUUUAAAAAAAUAUACAGCAAUUCUACCAAUUAAAUCUGAUUUAAUUUUAGCAGACUUUUAAUAAAUCUAAACAUUCUUUUUAGUGUCUCUUACAGAUGAACCAGAUUAAUUUAAUCAAAUAAUUUAACUUUAUUAUUAUAUUUUAUUACAUGAUAUUGCUGAUUAUAAUUUAACAUUCUAAUUUAUUUCUAAGCAUACUAAAUAAUUAUAUAAGAAUCAGUAAUUAACCUUAUUAUGUUUGCUUUUUAAUAAUUUUAAAUAGGGAUAAUAUUAAGAAUAGAUUAUUUAAUAUUACACUAACAUUCUAUAAGAAGUGUAAUAAUUAUAAUUUAAAUAGAAUAUAUGAUGAGGGAAGAACUUAUAGUGAAUUAAUUUGUGGAUUAUCUAUCCUUGAUCUAAAUUAAUAUGAUGUAAAACAACUAUUAAUAGAAAUCUAAAAAAAAUUACCUAUCAAUAAUAGUAAUAUACAAAUUUAAUUAUAGAGAUAAUUAACAUUAUGAUUAUCAAAGCUACAAAUUGUAUCAAAUUAAAUAUUCCUAAUUACAUUAAUUAUUUGAUAAACUUCUUUAAUUGUAUGUUAUACAAAUAACAUCUUAUGUAUGAUAUUGAAUAACUUACAAUCGAAAAUGAUGAUACAUAAAAUUUAAAAUAAUACAUUUCUAAAAUGAAAUCCUAUUUAAUUCCUAAUAAUUUUUCAUUAGAAUUAUAAGUUUAAAGAAUAUUUGAAACAAAAUUCUUUACUAAACUUACUUUAUGCUAAGAAAUUGCAAUAAAAUGUAAAUCCUAUUUCAAUAAUAUUUUAGUGAAAAUUGAUAUUAGUAAAUUAUAAAUUUAAACUGAAGAACAAUUAGCUAUGGAGAAUAUUCAUAUUUGUUGA
Messenger RNA from Paramecium pentaurelia, 2644 nucleotides. Lineage: Eukaryota; Ciliophora; Oligohymenophorea; Peniculida; Parameciidae. The record is from the annotation of a GenBank genome assembly.